Molecule: messenger RNA, 3792 nt
Organism: Closterium sp. Naga37s-1
Lineage: Eukaryota; Viridiplantae; Streptophyta; Zygnematophyceae; Desmidiales; Closteriaceae
Source: the annotation of a GenBank genome assembly
AUGGCUGCGAAGACCGCGAAGGACGGCCGUGCUCUUCUCAAGCCCGUUGUCGUCCGACAGAAGGCCCAACAGCCAGAGACGGAUGGUUCUGAUCUCGUAGCGAACCUCAUAGAAGCAGCGAAGAAGAUGCAGAUUCGCAAGCUGAGACGAACGAUCCUAGAGAUCAAGAAGCCGAGCAGCAAGAAUCCGUCGGGAGGUAGAGCUUCAGGCGCCAUGUCACCAGCACUUGGCCUCGGAAAUGUCUCUGCACUGGAGUCCAGACCACUCAAGACUGCACCUCUGGUUCAACCAAGCAUCAACGGGACCGAUGACAAAGGCCGAACGGCGCUCCAUUUCUCCUGCGGAAUGGCAUCUACAGAAUGUGCCAUUGUGCUGCUAGAAUCAGGCGCUGAGGUCAACGUACGGGACAACGAGGGGUUCACUCCUCUCCACAUGGCAGCCGGCUACGGUCGCAGUCAAUCAGUCGAGCUCCUUCUCAAAGCAGGAGCUAACCCGUUCGUCAAAGACAAGAUCGGACGCACCCCGCGGGAACUCGCCGUGGAAAUCCGAGACACUGGCAUGCGUCACGACGGCUCCUCCGUCCCUCGCGGCGAUAUGGAGUCAACAAUCACUCUCCUGGGCAGCGCUGAGUGGAAAGAGCACCAGGCGGCGAAAGAGAGACAGCACAAUGCGAUUGGUGGCAACUCUCUGGAAAGCAGCGGUGGUUCUGCUACAGAUGAUGGGACGAAGCGGCCGGCUGUUGGGACUCCGUUGGACGAGCUGCUGGUUGCGGCGCAGGCGGGGGAGGCUGACGGCGUGGCGAAGGCGCUGGCGAAAUUGGAAGCGAGGUCGGAUGUUACAUGGAUCGCUGGACGUGCUGCUUCUCUCGCAAACGCCUUCUCAGCGGCCUGCCGAAACGGCCACGUAGGCAUCGCCGAGACGCUGCUCAUUUCUGGAGCGUCCGUUGAUGCUGUGGACGGGGAGGGUGCAACGCCCCUGCUGGCCGCGGCUGACAGUGGCUUCGCCAACUGCGUGCAACUCCUGCUUGAAGCAGGAGCCCAGCCCGACGCCCGGGACAAAGUGGGAGUGACGCCUCUUAUUGCAGCUGCGUACAACGGGCAUGAGGAGGCUCUCUCAGCGCUCGUGCGCCAUGGAGCUGGUGUCGAUGCGAGGUCGCAUGGAGGCGUCACUCCCCUCAUUGCUGCUGCUGAGGGCCGGCAUGCACCCUGCAUCCACCUGCUCGUUCAGGCCGGAGCAGACGUGAAUGCACGCACGUCAGAGGGAAAGACAGCACUGAUGCAUGCAGUGGGGCGCAACUCACUGCCGGCAACAGAGGCGCUGCUGGCGGGAGACGCGGAUGUUAGUGCUGUGGACGGCGAGGGUCUGUCUGCAUUGCACCAUGGCGCUCGCCUCGAUGCUGCUGACUGCGUUGAGCUGCUGUGUGCCAGGGGCGCGAGCAUGACCAAGAGGUGCAAGAAGGGCCGCACUGCUCUCAUGGAGGCACCCAAAGGCUCCGCCUCUGCUGCCAUCCUGGAGGAGAAGUGGACGGCAUUGGAAGAGGAGGUGGCGAGGCGGCAACUGGAGCUCCUCGAGCUUUUCGCUGAUGAUGCUUCUGAUGCCGCCGCAUCCAAGACAAACGCAGCCGCAGCAGCAGGCGCCAAGAGCGGCAAGGACAAGAAGAAGGCCGGGAAAGGCAGGAGCAGGACCCCCAAGGGGAUAGCCUCCCUGACCAGCAAACUGCAGGGGCUGGCAGAAGGGCCAGGCUCGGCGGCAGGCUCGGUGGCAGGUUCGGCAGCAGGUUCGGUGGGAUCUGCAGGUUUGGUGGGCGAUGUGCAGAAUCUGGUGGUGAAGACCCCAGAGUCAUCUAGCCGACCUAGUAUGUCCCCUGUGAGUUCGGUUAUGGACUUUGGUCAGACCACUGAUAGCUCUGGUAUGAGCACUGCAGAAGACGAGGAGGGGGAAGGGGAGGGGGAGGAUGGGGAGAGUGAGUAUGACACUCAAGAUAUUUUUGAGAUCAUGGCGGCUGCUAGCAAGAAGGGCUCUGGUGGGAGUGGUGGCAGGGUUAGUGGCGGGGUUGGGUCUGGUGCUGGGGUUGCGGAUGGUAAUGAUGGGUUUAUUCCGGUGGGGAGCGGUGAGAAGGCGCCAAACAGAGUGAGUGAAGUGAGCGGGUGGCUGUCUGGGGGGAGCUACAGCAGGAAGGCUGCAGGCGAGGGUUCGGACGCAGCAGCACUGCUUAAGAAGAGUGAAGGCCCUGCGAAUGCCUCUUAUGCUGCAAGGGCCGCACAGAAGAAGAGCCCUCCUGCUGCUUCACCGAGCCUCACACAGCAGCAGCAGCAGCAGCAGUCAAAGAGCAAAACCGCCCUGACCAAGGCAGUCAAAGCUCCAGUAUCUGCUGCCGCCCAGCCGCAGCAGCAGCGACAACCGCAGCAGGCACAGCAGAAGGCUUCGCCUCCAGCAGCAGCAGCAGCAGCAGCAGCAGCAGCACCUGCACCAGCAGCAGCGCAUGCAGGAGCGUCGCCUUGGAUCCGCGCCCUUGUGGGGGGGCAGGCUGCUUCAGCUCCAUCUCCUACCGUCCCUUUGGCUGCAACUCCAUCUCCCACCGUCCAUUCGGCCCCAACUCCAACUCCUGGCCCUGGCAGCAACCCUGCUUCGUCCACUGGCUCGCCUACUCCCAGUGCGGUGCAGAGCGGUUCCAAUGGAUGCCCCUGCAAGCAGAGCCAGCAGCACGGUGUGGGAAACAGCAGUGAGUUGGCAAGGCGAGUGGCGGAGCUUGAAGCAGAGCUGAGAUCCGCCAGGGCUGCAGCAGAUGCUGCCAGGGCGGCUGCAGCAGCAGAGAGGGCGAGAGCAGCACAGCUGGUACAGCAGCUGAUUAGUGGACGUAAAGCCGCUGAGAUAAUAAGCGCUCGGGACAAAUCGCAGAUCCAGGUUCUGCAGCAAUCCCUCUGCUCCCAAUCCAUCUCACUCGCAGCAGCCACCGCAUCAGCAGAAGCCUCUCGCCGCGCCCUCGCCUCCUCCCACUCCGACUGGCACUCUCAGCUGCAGCGUAUCCGCUGCCAGGCUGUAGCAGCUGCCGUCACUGCUGCUACAGCCAGCUGGCAGGCUUGGGAGAACUCCCAGUUCCGUCCGAACUUGGGCGUUGCUGCCUCUGGGGGUGCUGUCAACGCUGCCCCUGCUUCCCCUUCCCCUUAUGGCAUUCUUGAGGUGGCUCUGCUGUGUCAGCAGCUGAGUGAUAGCACUGCUGGUAGCAGAGCCAAUCCAGUGGCAGCUGAUGGAGCAGCAGCAGCAGCGGCAGCAGCAGCAGCAGUAGCAGAGACUAUGCCACGCCACUCCAGCCACACGACACCAGGGGUUCAAUACAAGCCCUCGACCACCACUGCGCGUACCGCUGCUACGGCCGCCGACCCAGUCUCUCACGACCCCAUGCUCUCAUUCAAAGCCUCCCUGCUUGCUGGAAAGACUGGCAGAGCCGCAACUGGUGCUGGCAUUGCGGUGUCUCAUACUUCAAGGGCUGGUGCAGCCAAGCUUGGAGAUGCUGAUGCUUACCCGGCUUAUCCAGCUGAUGAGGAUGUAUCGUAUCCAGCUGACGCACUCAAGUCAGCUGUCGGUCAAGGGGAGGGGAAAUUGUUGGGGAGAGCGAGAAGGGGGGUUGGUGGUGCGGACGCUAUUCCUGAGAGGAGCAGCGUGCUUGCUUUUGAGAGGCUGCCCUUUGCUCCCAAGAGUACGGCGGUAUCGGGUUCAGCAGGCCAAGUGGGGGAAGGGGGUUGGAAUAGCUGGGGAAGGCGAGAAGGGAAGUUGUCGGUGCUGCAGAUGUGA